AUGUUGACCGGAAUUCUGAAAUACGUUUUCGAUUUGGAAGAAUUCCUUAGGUAGGGUUGUAAUACUGAUUACAUAGAGGCAUAGUCCAGUAAUAUUUUGGACAAGCCAGGAUGUCGGCUUUUGAAUGCACUUCUUUUCGAUCUCCUUUAAAAGCCACACUCGGUAAAAAUGACUACUUAAGUCGCAUGCGUUUCUCGCAUUGAUUUUCGAUGGUCAUAUAAAUUCAAAUAUAUUUUACAGCAAACAUGCACAAAAUAUGCUUUCGUCUACUCAUUCGGUAGCAAAUCAUGUCUACGUUACAUUUUAUACUUGAAGACGGUCUAUAUAGGUUUUAAAAAUGUUUUCAAUAAUGGGAUUUUUAAGACCGUGCAAUGUACAUUCACACAGCAUCGUACGUGUCUGUUCACCAAUUUCAUGAACUCAAAAUGGUAUCUCCUCAAAGGCAUAGAGGAAUAAGUGAUUUUCCUUACGUGAAAAUCAUGCGCCAUGUAAAGUGAAAUCGCUAAACGCUAAUGCAACGGCUGCUCUGGCUUAACAUUAAUCUGGAAUUGGAAAACUUUCUUAAAAUCUAAACGUGCCCUUCCUUUAGGUAUAAAAUUGAAGACUACGUGAUGUUCUACCAAAAGAGUAAACGAAGGCCUAUUUUUCGCAUGAUUUUCGUAAAAUAUAUUUGAAUAAAUAAGACCAUAGGAAAUCAGUGUGACAUAUGCAUGCUGCAUAAAUAGCCAUUUGUUACCGAAUACAGUUUCUACAGGAAAUCGAAAAGAAGUGAAUCCAAAAGCCGAAAUCCUGGCGAACUGGAAAUAUUACUGGAUUAUCAAUCAAUAUUACAACCUCACCUAAAUAAUCCUUCCAAAUCUAAAACGCCUUUCAGAAUUUCGGCCAACGUUUCAUGAGAUCGGUCACUCACUCUUGGCAUGACCAUGUUCAACCUUACAUUGUAUUGUACUUCCGGCGUACCACAGCGCCAACGCCCAACCGCCUCCAACGUGAAAACGAUGUCAACGGACAUUCCGGGUGCCAGUUGUACUUGUUAGAUACCUCCGGACCAACUGCAGCACCCGGAGUGCGCCAGUUGUCCUCUCCUCGUCCACCUCUCUCUCGCCUCCCGCGCCGUCAACUAACGUUGGCCACCCUCCCGAAUCGCCGCUGCCAUCCUCCUCCUCCUCCUCCUCCUCCUCCUCCUCCUCCUCAACACCUGUCGCUGUGGAGUCUGCCAUGUCCAUCAGCACUACACACGAUCCUGAAACACCAACAAACACCAGCACCACCACCGUCAACACCAGUGGUACGGACCUGGUCUUUACCCGUCCCCAUUGCGAUCGCACUUUAAUCUCACACAUCAUACUGGUCGGCCACUUGCGAAUCCAUCUCACAGAGACUGGCGAACCGGUGCCUGGAGCACAAACCUAUACUCGCCGCAUUCGCCUUCACUGGCCACACUGCCCCCGCACAUUUACUCACCGCAUGGGCCUAUUCGGUCACAUGCGUAUCCACGAGAGCAGAAUUGACCGCAUUCUCGACACACCUAGCACCUCUUGUACAUCUAUCAUGCCUAGCUCAACCCAGACCCCGUUGCCCAGCGCGCCCACCGCCACCAGUUCCAUCACACUCAGAACAUCUUGCACACUCACCAUGUUCAGCUCAACCCACGCCCCGUCGCCCAACGCGCACACCACCACCAGCUCCACUGUCUCCAUCACCGAUGCUGAUACUGACGCCGUCGACUGCUCCGUUCACACUGUUCCCGUACAUUUGUCCCACGCACUGACCUGGUCGGCCACUUGCGAGUCCAUCGCACAGUGA
Molecule: messenger RNA, 1806 nt
Organism: Spirometra erinaceieuropaei
Lineage: Eukaryota; Metazoa; Platyhelminthes; Cestoda; Diphyllobothriidea; Diphyllobothriidae
Source: the annotation of a GenBank genome assembly